Brachypodium distachyon (stiff brome) is the source of this 3303-nucleotide messenger RNA. Its product is annotated as ADP-ribosylation factor GTPase-activating protein AGD3. The record is from RefSeq and is a predicted model, not a curated record. The transcript has 19 exons. NCBI's taxonomy places the organism in Eukaryota, Viridiplantae, Streptophyta, Magnoliopsida, Poales, Poaceae. The coding region runs from base 412 to 2922 and encodes 836 amino acids. Gene Ontology annotation, cellular component: cytoplasm. Gene Ontology annotation, molecular function: protein binding; GTPase activator activity.
ACCGUUAUUUCCAUCGCCCUUUUUUUCUCUUUACACUCCUCUCCUCUUUCUCCCUUUGCCUGUGCGUGUCCCCUCCCCUCUCGCCGAGCCAUUCGAUUCCUUUCCCCCACCGCCAUUUCGCCAAUUCCGGCCGCCAUCUAGGGUUUCGCGGCGCGCGUGACCGGCGCUUCCUGUAGUGCGUCCCGCUCCCGCUGGCGGCCAGAGGAGGAGGAGGAGGAGGAGGAGGAGGUGGUGGAGGGAGAGUGGUCGGCCUGCGACGACGUGGUGGAGAGGUGGUGGAGGGUGGUCGCGUUAGCCGCGGACUGUGUCCUCGGCGAGUGAGGAGGCUUUGCCCCGGGGGGUUGAUGAGGAGGUAGGAGGUGGUGCGGUCGUGUUGUUGAACUGGCGGCGGCGCGGCGGCGAUAGGCAGACAUGUAUUUCAGCAGGCUCGAUGACUCGCCCAUGUUCAGGAAGCAGAUGCAAUCACUUGAAGAAGGUGCUGAAUUACUCAGGGAGAGAUGCUUGAAGUAUCACAAAGGUUGCCGCAAAUACACUGAAGGGCUAGGGGAAGCAUACGAUGGAGAUAUUGCAUUCGCAAGUUCACUAGAAGCAUUUGGAGGGGGUCAUAAUGAUCCAAUCAGUGUUGCAUUCGGAGGACCUGUUAUGACCAAAUUUACGAUUGCCUUGAGAGAAAUUGGAACAUACAAAGAAGUUUUGCGCUCCCAGGUUGAGCAUAUGCUAAAUGACAAGUUGCUGCAGUUUGUGGACAUGGAUUUGCACGAUGUGAAGGAUGCCCGGAAGCGUUUUGACAAGGCUAGUCUUCUGUAUGACCAGGCUCGUGAGAGGUAUUUAUCAUUGAAGAAAGGCACAAGGUCAGACAUAGCAACUGCAGUAGAGGAUGAGCUCCACAGCGCAAGAUCUUCAUUUGAGCAAGCUCGUUUCAACCUGGUGACUGCACUCUCAAAUAUCGAGGCAAAGAAAAGAUUCGAAUUUUUGGAGGCUGUUAGUGGGACAAUGGAUGCACAUCUUCGUUAUUUCAAACAAGGGUAUGAAUUACUCCAUCAGAUGGAACCAUAUAUCAAUCAAGUUCUGGCUUAUGCACAACAAUCAAGAGAAAGGUCUAACUACGAGCAAGCUGCUCUUGUAGAGAGGAUGCAAGAGUUCAAAAGGCAAAUUGAUCGGGAAAGUCGGUGGUCACCGACUGGCAUGACUGAUUCCCCUAAUGGUGAUGGAAUACAAGCAAUUGGUAGGAGUUCACAUAAGAUGAUUGAAGCGGUCAUGCAGUCAGCUUCAAAGGGCAAGGUCCAGACCAUUCGGCAAGGUUAUCUCUCAAAGCGAUCUUCAAACUUGAGAGGUGACUGGAAAAGGAGGUUCUUUGUCCUUGAUAAUCGAGGAAUGUUAUACUAUUAUCGCAAGCAGAAUAGUAGACCAUCCAGUGGUUAUCCCAACCAACGAAGUAGCACUCCUUCCGAGCAUGGUUCUGGGUUGCUUAGCAGAUGGUUCUCUUCUCAUUAUCAUGGUGGUGUACAUGAUGAGAAAUCUGUAGCACGGCAUACAGUAAACCUGCUAACAUCAACUAUUAAAGUUGAUGCAGACCAAUCAGAUCUAAGGUUCUGCUUCAGAAUAAUAUCUCCCACAAAAAACUACACGUUGCAGGCAGAGAGUGCAAUGGAUCAGAUGGAUUGGAUCGAAAAGAUCACUGGUGUGAUUGCUAAUUUGUUGAGCUCCCAAUCCCCUGAGCGGCGUCUAUUGCUGAGCCCUAAGGGCAGUGGCCAUCAUCGAACAACGAGUGAAAGUAGUUCUUUCAGUAGCUCAACAGAACUUGACCAUUCUAUAAGUGAAGACUGUAUGAUGGAAAAGAACCCAGGAAGUGGGUAUUUUGAGCACUCUUCCAGAGUCACACAGCAUCACAGAACCAGCAUGAAACCUGAUAGGCCAAUUGAAUUGCUUAGGAAGGUAGUCGGAAAUGAUAUUUGUGCUGAUUGUGGUGCUGCGGAGCCUGACUGGGCAUCCCUAAAUCUUGGAGUUCUUCUAUGCAUAGAAUGCUCUGGUGUACACAGAAAUCUUGGUGUACAUAUAUCUAAGGUGAGGUCUCUGACACUUGAUGUCAGGGUCUGGGAGCCAUCUGUAAUCAAUCUCUUCCAGUCUUUAGGGAACACAUUUGCCAACACAAUCUGGGAAGAAAUGCUGCCUUUAUCAAGCAGUGUUGAUCAUGGUGAUACUCCAAGGGCUGAUGGAAUAGAAAACACUUCACCUAAUUUGGCUGUCAGCAAGCCUAAACACUCAGAUCCUAUCGCUUUGAAGGAGAAAUUUAUUCAUGCCAAGUAUGCUGACAAAGAUUUUGUACGAAAGCGUAAUAUGGAUGAGACUCAGCUAGCACAACAGAUGUGGGAUAAUGUAAGUUCAAACAACAAGAUGGGUGUGUACAGUCUGAUAGUGGGGUCGCAUGCCGAUGUAAAUUUAACUUAUGGGCAGACAUCAUUUAAUUCGGCUUUGACUCUUGGAAAAGCACUGCUUCUGCAAGAGCAACCGGCUUCGCCAUCAAAUGGAAGCUCUAGAUGCUUUGAUCGCGGUUCGCUUGAGAAGAUUUCUCCCACGGACUCCCUUUCUCCUGCCAGCACAAGUGAGCGCAUAGACGAAUUAGAUGUCGGUGUAGAGGGAUUAUCCCUGCUUCAUUUAGCGUGCCGUGUUGCGGAUGUGGGCAUGGUUGAACUACUCCUGCAGUAUGGUGCCAAUGUAAAUUCUACAGAUUCUAGAGGCCGGACACCGCUUCAUCACAGCAUUUUGAAAGGAAGACGUGUGUAUGCCAAGCUGCUCCUUUCCAGGGGUGCUGAUUCACGAGCCACAGACCGUGAUGGUAGAACAGCAUUACAGUAUGCUAUUGAUAGCGGAACUAUCAAUGAUGAAGAGAUUCUUGUUUUGUUAGAAGACCCAAGUAGAUAAUCCAGUAGCUAGCCUAGCUAGACCUUCGUUUCAGCAGUAAGCGUGUGCUCUGACGUGCCUUUCUGCUGCUGUUGAAGGGGCACGGCUCCGAGCUCGCCGGGCUGAUCGAUGAUCCCUGCUUGUGUCAUGAGAGCAUAGGCCCCUCCCUGGUUUGGACCCACUUUAGCGUGAGCUACACACUCUUAUGUAUUGUGUUUGCGAUUUGCAAAGCUUUCGCCGGGCUUGGUUUGCAGAUGAUGGUAUGAUACACUGUAAGUUUGUACAUUGCGUUGAUCCCAGAGCCCUGAUCGCCUUCUGAUGACAGAUGAUGUGUAUAUAGUGACAUGGAUUGUACCAUGGAUAUGAUUUAAGCAGGCAUUAGUUUGGUCUUGGUGAGAAACA